AUGUACCUUACUGAGAUCUCCAACUUUCCUUCUUCCUUCUCUCUAUUCAAGAAGACCAAAGCCAAAACUGGGGCCGACGGCGGAUUUGAUUUCAUUUCUCGAUCCUUCGACGAAUCUCUUCUCCGUCGCCUCAAGACUCUCGAUCCGCCGGCUAUCAGCUUGUCCUGGCUCUCCAAAGCCGUUGAUUUCCUCUCCUUUGUACAUUCGGAAGCGAAAACGCUUGUGUCACGCCUUGAAGUCGCUUCUUUCGACGAAUCGUUGGCUCUGUAUCUGGAAGAUUCUGCCAAAGUUUUAGAUCUAUGCAAUUUUAUUUCGUCUGAGAUCGAACGGAUACGCCACCGUCGUCUCUCGAUUGGUUUUGCGAUUCACCUGUUGACCACAUCCGAGUCCGGUCGUAAUCUGGAGAAGCUGCGACGAGCCAGGGACUUGCUUUCCGGAUCGGUGAACGGCGUUGGUUACCCGGAGGUUAAGAAGCGUAGAUUUGGGAUCGGGAGCGACGGCAUCAAGGAUUUGGUGAAGGAGUUGGCUCUGCGGCUUGAGCGUCCGCCACGUGGAAAGAUCUCUAGCGCUAAUAGGCUUGUCCGUCGCACGAUCUAUGCAGUCGGAUUAGUUACUGUUUUUGUUGCCGGAGCUGUCGUUGCGGCGCUGCACAGAUCAACUGAACUUAUCUCCGUCCGCGCACCGUCCGAUUUUAGUUGGGCUGAUUCCGUCAACGGUCUCGAGGCAGCGAUUUCCACGGAGUUGAGCCGGCGGUUCGCUGAUAAGAACGAAAAGAAAGCGCAUUUUAGCGAGCUUGAUGACGUGGAGAGGCAAUUAAAAGAGUUAUCUGACGUCAUUGACGACGUUACUGGAGGAGAAAGCGUGGAAAAUAAGAACAAAGAAGAGAGCUUUGACGGGGUCGUUAAAAAAUUGGAAAGGGUGACGGAGGUAUUAAUAGAAGGAUUAGACGGUCUAAGUAACGGCGUCAAUGGGUUGUUCAAUACGGUUUUGAGUCAUAGAAACGGCAUGUUGGGGAAAUGGAGAGUGGACAUUGAGAAGAAAUGA
Tripterygium wilfordii is the source of this 1044-nucleotide messenger RNA. RefSeq names its product UPF0496 protein 4-like. The transcript has a single exon. The coding region runs from base 1 to 1044 and encodes 347 amino acids. The record is from RefSeq and is a predicted model, not a curated record. NCBI's taxonomy places the organism in Eukaryota, Viridiplantae, Streptophyta, Magnoliopsida, Celastrales, Celastraceae.